AUGUACGUCCGGUUGAGUAUUGCGGUAAUUCUGGUACUGUCAAUGGCGUGGCAAGCGCAGGCCGCCGUCAACUGUACUGCGACGGGGGCCGGUCGCUUUGCUAACCCCGACGACACGACCUGUCAGAACUACACUCUUUGCGUGUACGUCUCAUCAUCUAGUUCCUACCUGUCCUACAACUACGUAUGCCCGAGCACGUCCGUCUUCGAUCCGGACACGAGCAAGUGCACCGAUUCCAGCAACUACGCGUGCAACGUCACCACGGCUUCCAACACGACCUCCAGCUCGAACGCAACCACCUACACAACCAGUAUAACAUCUGCAUGCACCGACGAAGGCUACUUCGCCGAUCCGAGCUCCACUAACUGCUCGACGUACAUAGAAUGCAUCUUGAUAAACGGCACAUACACAUCAACGACCUAUACCUGUCCUGAUGACACUUUAUUCAAUCCAAAUACAACGCUCUGCGAGGCCGAUUACAACUGCACUGACAGCUCGAAUUCAAAUGACACGUUUAGCUGCACAACCGCCGGAAGAUUCGCCAACCCCGAGGACAAUACUUGCCAGACGUACUACCUAUGCGUGCUGGUCAGCAACGGGAGCUACGUGCCAUACGAGUACACCUGCCCAACGUCAUCGGUCUUCAAUCCGAACACGGCGGUGUGCACCGCAUCCAGUAACUACGUGUGCAACGUAACUGCGACUUCAAAUACAACUAAUACAACAUCUGUGUGUACAGCUGAUGGCUACUUCGCCGAUCCGAGCUCCAACAACUGCUCGUCUUACAUAGAAUGUAUAUCAAUCAACGACACAUACACUGAAACGACAUACUCGUGCCCCGACGACACUUUAUUCAAUCCAAACACAACCCUGUGUGAGGAUGAUUAUAACUGUACAGACACUUCAGAUACUACCGACAACGCCACCACCACGUUUAACUGCACCGAGGCUGGCAGAUUCGCCAAUCCAGACGACACAACUUGCCAGACGUAUUACCUGUGCACGCUUCUCAGUAACGGGACCUACGUACAAAAUGAAUACACCUGUCCGACGUCUGCUGUGUUCAACCCGAAUUCGGCGCUGUGCACAGCGUCUAGCAACUACGUCUGCAACGUCACCACCACCUCGAACAGUUCGUCCGUCUGUACAGCAGAUGGCUACGUCGCAGAUCCGAGCUCAACGAACUGUACCGCUUACAUAGAAUGUGUCGAGAUCAAUGGAACGUAUACGGAGACCACGCUAACCUGUCCCGACGACACGUUCUUCGAUCCGAACACAACGCUGUGCGAAUUGGACUAUAACUGCACUAGCUCGGACAACACUACAACUGUUUUCAGCUGCACCGACGCAGGCAGAUUCGCCAAUACUGCUGACACCACUUGUCAGACUUAUUAUUUUUGCGUGAGUCUUAAUAACGGAACCUAUGCGCAAUACGAGUACACUUGUCCUAGCACAUCGGUGUUCAGUCCAACUGCUAAAGUGUGCACAACUUCCUACACUUGCACGACGAGCUCUGGA
Iphiclides podalirius (scarce swallowtail) is the source of this 1518-nucleotide messenger RNA. The record is from the annotation of a GenBank genome assembly. NCBI's taxonomy places the organism in Eukaryota, Metazoa, Arthropoda, Insecta, Lepidoptera, Papilionidae.